Molecule: messenger RNA, 723 nt
Organism: Eruca vesicaria subsp. sativa (arugula)
Lineage: Eukaryota; Viridiplantae; Streptophyta; Magnoliopsida; Brassicales; Brassicaceae
Source: the annotation of a GenBank genome assembly
AUGGCAAGGGCUAUUUGUUCCUCUUGUGGCUUGCGGAGCCAGCGCUGCCAAUGUCACCCGGAAGUUUCAACCGCCGGAAACGCAAACGUUGAUAACGGAGAAAGAGCAUCGACCAAGCUUACUCGAGCCUCCUUUUGGACUAUCUACCUCGUCACAGCUACCGCAGUCUCACUAUGCUUUCUUCUCAUGUUCUAUUUGAUUGGUUUCCGUAGCCUGAAAUCGAGUUGUCACUUGGAGGUGUUUGUCGACUCAUUCUCCAUCUCAAACGUUUCAAACGCAACUGCAGAUUGGAACGUCAGUUUUGUCACGAGGAGCCCUGGUAACGGCUGCAAAAUCUCUCUCCAUAUGAUUAAAUCGCGACUCCUCCGCGGUGGCAACCUUAUCUCCAAGUCACUGAACACUCCUGAUUAUUUCGGGGAACUUGUCACCGGACAAAUGAACGAACCGCUUUCGUAUGCCGUUUUCGAUACGGUUGAAACGCCCAAGGGAAACGGUGGCGGUGUGGUAUGGGAUCUUCGGGUCUAUGUGGUAUCACUAGUUAGGAAUGUCGGGUUGCACGACUACAGUUGUUUGGAAUCUCCUGGUUACUUGCACGUGAAUUGCGACGGUAUACUGGUGGAUUUUACAAUGGAUUCAGCUGGAAAUGUUAAGGGAUCGUUGCUCGGACAUAUGAGGCCGUGUGAGUAUUUGUUACGGAAUAAUUAUACGGACACAACCUUUUAG